Striga hermonthica is the source of this 1644-nucleotide messenger RNA. The record is from the annotation of a GenBank genome assembly. NCBI's taxonomy places the organism in Eukaryota, Viridiplantae, Streptophyta, Magnoliopsida, Lamiales, Orobanchaceae.
AUGAACACAACGGCGAGCAGCACCAAUACGGCGCCGUCUGGAACCAAUGGGUCGAACCCUGGUUUGAAAACGUAUUUCAAAGGCCCCGAAGGCAAAUACAAGCUUCAGUACGAGAAAACCUAUCCCCUUGCCGCUUCUAAUUUCGCCCAUGGUAGAACUGUUACCCAGGUCACAGUUGCACAUCUUAAGGAAAAGCCAAAGGAGACACCAUUUCAACCAUCAUCAACUUCAGGUGCAAGCACUGGAGUAAGGUCAGUGGCUGCCCGUUUAUUGGGCGGCAGCACUGGCGUAAAGGCAUUAAGCCAUUCAGGUGGCAAUGGCGGAAAUAAAUCUAUAAAUGGCACAAAUGGUAAAUUAGGAUCAUUAGGGGCCUCAAGUUUGAACAAUGUUGUUGGUGUCUCGAAUUUCGAUGGUCAGGGAUCUUACGUUGUGUUCAAUGUUGGUGACACGAUUCUGAUCGGUGACUUAAAUACUCAGGAAAAGGAUCCAAUAAAAUCAAUACAGUUUGGCAACUCGAACCCUGUUUGCCACGCGUUCGACUCUGAGGCCGAAGAUGGGCAUGAUUUGCUGUUCGGUUUAAGCUCUGGUGAUGUUUAUUCUGUAUCGCUAAGGCAGCAAUUACAAGAUGCCGGUAAAAAACUUGUGGGGGCCCACCAUUAUAAUAAAGACGCAUCUCAUUUUUCUUUUCAUAAAUUAAACAGUCGGUGUACUUGUAUUGCGUGGAUUCCAAAUGGUCUUGGCUCGUUCCUAGUUGCUCAUGCAGAUGGAAGUAUGUAUAUUUAUGAAAAGGCAAGGAACAAAGAUGUUAAUGGAGAACAUUCAUUUCCUGUGGUCAAAGAUCCGUCUCAAUUUUCUGUAUCCCAUGCACGUUACAGUAAGAACCCAGUUGCUAGAUGGCAUAUAUGCCAAGGUUCAAUAAAUGCCAUCAGUUUUUCAGCGGACGGUGCUUAUAUAGCUACAGUAGGAAGGGAUGGUUACCUUCGGGUGUUUGACUACAAAAACGAAGAGCUCGUUUGCGGUGGAAAGAGCUACUAUGGUGCUCUUCUAUGUUGUGCUUGGAGCUCGGAUGGAAAAUAUAUUCUGGCUGGAGGAGAGGAUGACUUAGUGCAAGUGUGGAGUAUGGAAGAUAAAAGGAUUGUUGCAUGGGGUGAAGGCCACAGCUCGUGGGUUAGUGGAGUUGCCUUCGACCCUUAUUGGUCAGCUCCGAAUGCAGAUGGCACACAAGAAAACAUUAUCUACCGUUUUGGUUCAGUGGGUCAGGAUGCACAGCUCCUUCUAUGGGACCUUGAAAUGGACGAGCUCAUGGUCCCGGUCCGUCGGGCCCCAGGUGGGUCACCCACUUAUAGCACCGAGGCCCAUCAGUCGGCCCAUUGGGACAAUGCCUGCCCUAUUGGAACCUUAAAAGCUGCCCCAAGCACAAGGGAAGUCCCCAAGCUGCCCCCGUUGGUGGCCCACCGGGCCCACACGGAGCCCCUCUCGGGUUUGGUGUUCGCUCGGGAGUUUGUGCUGACAGUUUGCCGUGAGGGCCACAUCAAGAUUUGGAAGAGGCCCGGUUUUGAUGAGAUUGGGCCCGUCUGGCCCGAUUCUUCGUCGAGUUGUUCGGGCGUGAUGGAAAAACCGAAGGUGACAGUGGUCGAGGUUUGA